Trichoplusia ni (cabbage looper) is the source of this 868-nucleotide messenger RNA. RefSeq names its product trypsin, alkaline C-like. Gene Ontology annotation, biological process: proteolysis. The record is from RefSeq and is a predicted model, not a curated record. NCBI's taxonomy places the organism in Eukaryota, Metazoa, Arthropoda, Insecta, Lepidoptera, Noctuidae. Gene Ontology annotation, molecular function: serine-type endopeptidase activity. Bases 57 to 833 code for a protein of 258 amino acids. The transcript has 4 exons.
UUUUACGACCUAAUAUAAAUUUUGCGAUCGACAGAUAAUUCUCAGUAGUUACAAAUAUGGCGUCGCUCAUCAUCCUUGCUCUCGCCCUUUUUGCAGGCGCUGCCAGCGCUACUGAGCUACGUAUCGUGGGCGGUGAAACCACCAGCGUCAAUGAAUAUCCCUCCAUCGCUCAGGUCGACUUCCUCGGUACAGCCUCCGGUAUCUGGUCACAAUCAUGUGGAGCCAACAUCCUGACCAGCAGAUAUGUGCUGUCAGCAGCGCAGUGCUUCAGCGGCAUCUUCUACGACCCUAAAAACCGCCGCAUCAGGGCCGGCACCUCAUACCGCAACACCGGAGGCCAGCUCGCCUAUGUUCAAUACGCCUUCAACCACCCCUCUUACGGCCAGAACGACAUGGACGCUGACAUCACUGUAGUUCUCCUUAAAGAGCCGUUUGUGUACAAUCCAAACAUCCAGCAGGUCACCAUUGUACCUCAAGGGUACGAGAUCCCAGCUAAUGUCAGCUCGGUUUUGGUUGGGUGGGGAGCUACUCAGAUCGGAGGCCUCCAAUCAACCGAACUGCAAGCAGCGGUAGUCCGCACUAUCCCAAGAGACGAAUGCCUGGAGAUUUACAAGAACCUGACGCUUGCCAGGAACGUCACGGAGAACAUGAUCUGCACCCAAUCCUUUGACGAUGACACCAGAGACGCCUGCCAGGGUGACUUCGGAGGGCCAGUGUACUUUAGUGAUAUCCUCGUGGGUAUCUUGUCGUGGGGUCAGGGUUGUGGUGAUUACCCCACCGUCAGUACUGCUGUGUCUUCUUACACUGAUUGGAUUGUCAGUGUUGCAGUUUAGAGAUUAGGGUUGUCAAUAAAUUAUUUUUUGUGUAA